Messenger RNA from Pleuronectes platessa (European plaice), 2674 nucleotides. RefSeq names its product heat shock protein 90, alpha (cytosolic), class A member 1, tandem duplicate 1 (gene hsp90aa1.1). The coding region runs from base 229 to 2403 and encodes 724 amino acids. Gene Ontology annotation, biological process: protein folding; cellular response to heat; protein stabilization. Gene Ontology annotation, molecular function: ATP-dependent protein folding chaperone; ATP hydrolysis activity; ATP binding. Gene Ontology annotation, cellular component: neuronal cell body; protein-containing complex; perinuclear region of cytoplasm. The record is from RefSeq and is a predicted model, not a curated record. NCBI's taxonomy places the organism in Eukaryota, Metazoa, Chordata, Actinopteri, Pleuronectiformes, Pleuronectidae. The transcript has 12 exons.
GUCACCGCUGCUGAGCACUGUUGACAACUUGUGCAGAUGUGGACCAUGCAAAGAAGGAGGGUAAACAAACGCAUCAUAGUCAAAAGUUACUCGCUAGGUAACACACCAAGAGAAACUUACUGCCCUCAGGAGCAGCAACGUGCACAUUGGGGGAUUUUCAAGAAGAGAAGACCGGCUCAGUGAUCCAUUUGACUGCCUGAAAUCAAAGAAGACAAGAUCACCCUCAAGAUGCCUGAGAAAGCUGGGCAAGUGAUGGAGGAAGAAGCAGAGACCUUCGCCUUCCAGGCUGAGAUUGCUCAGCUUAUGUCCCUUAUUAUCAACACUUUCUACUCAAACAAAGAGAUCUUCCUCAGAGAGCUCAUCUCCAACUCCUCAGAUGCCUUGGACAAAAUCCGAUAUGAAAGCUUGACGGACCCCAGCAGAAUGGAGUCCUGCAAGGACCUGAAGAUCGAAAUCCGACCUGACCUUAUCAAUCGCACCCUCACCCUCAUGGACACAGGUAUCGGCAUGACCAAGGCCGACUUGAUCAACAACCUGGGCACAAUCGCUAAGUCUGGCACCAAGGCCUUCAUGGAGGCUCUGCAGGCUGGGGCCGACAUCUCCAUGAUCGGCCAGUUCGGCGUGGGUUUCUACUCGGCCUACCUGGUGGCCGAGAGGGUGACGGUCAUCACCAAGCACAAUGAUGACGAGCAGUACCUUUGGGAGUCUUCCGCUGGAGGCUCAUUCACAGUCAAAAUUGAUCCUGGAGAGUCCAUUGGCAGAGGCACAAAAGUGAUCCUUCACCUCAAGGAGGAUCAGACGGAGUACUGUGAGGAGAAGCGCGUCAAAGAAGUUGUGAAGAAGCACUCGCAGUUCAUUGGCUACCCUAUCACACUUUAUGUGGAGAAGACAAGGGAAAAAGAAGUGGACCUUGAAGAAGGAGAGAAGGAAGAAGAAGUCGAGAAAGAGGCCGCUGAGAACAAGGACACUCCAAAGAUCGAAGAUGUCGGCUCUGACGAGGACGAGGACUCCAAGGACGGCCAGAACAAGAGGAAGAAGAAGGUCAAGGAAAAGUACAUGGACGCUCAGGAGCUGAACAAGACCAAGCCUAUCUGGACCCGAAACGCUGAUGACAUCACCAAUGAAGAGUAUGGAGAAUUCUACAAGAGUCUCACCAACGACUGGGAGGACCACCUGGCUGUCAAGCAUUUCUCAGUGGAGGGUCAGCUCGAGUUCCGCGCCUUGCUCUUUGUGCCCAGAAGAGCUUCAUUUGACCUCUUUGAGAACAAGAAAAAGAGGAACAACAUCAAGCUUUAUGUGCGCAGGGUCUUCAUCAUGGACAACUGUGAAGAGCUGAUUCCAGAGUACCUCAAUUUCAUUAAGGGUGUGGUGGACUCCGAGGAUCUGCCCCUGAACAUCUCCAGAGAGAUGCUGCAGCAGAGCAAGAUCCUGAAGGUCAUCCGCAAGAACCUGGUCAAGAAGUGCCUGGACCUUUUCACCGAACUCUCCGAGGACAAGGAAAACUACAAAAAAUACUACGAGCAGUUCUCCAAGAACAUCAAGCUUGGCAUCCACGAGGAUUCACAGAACAGGAAGAAGCUGUCUGAGAUGCUGCGCUACUACACCUCCACCUCUGGAGAUGAGGUGGUUUCCCUAAAGGACUACGUUUCUCGCAUGAAGGAGAACCAGAAACACAUCUACUACAUCACAGGCGAGACCAAAGACCAGGUGGCCAACUCCUCUUUCGUUGAGCGCCUUCGCAAAGCCGGCCUGGAGGUCAUCUACAUGAUCGAGCCCAUUGAUGAGUACUGUGUCCAGCAGCUGAAGGAGUACGACGGCAAGAGCCUGAUUUCAGUGACCAAGGAAGGCCUGGAGCUGCCUGAGGAUGAUGAUGAGAAGAAGAAGCAGGAAGAGCUCAAGAACAUGUUUGAGAACCUCUGCAAAACCAUGAAGGACAUCCUCGACAAGAAGAUUGAAAAGGUCACAGUCUCCAACCGCCUGGUCUCCUCCCCCUGCUGCAUUGUUACCAGCACCUAUGGUUGGACGGCCAACAUGGAGAGGAUCAUGAAGUCUCAGGCCCUCAGGGAUAACUCCACCAUGGGCUACAUGACAGCCAAGAAGCACCUUGAGAUCAACCCCAUGCACCCGAUCGUUGAGACCUUGAGGGUGAAGGCAGAUGUUGACAAAAACGACAAAGCUGUUAAGGACCUGGUCAUCCUCUUGUUCGAGACCGCCCUGCUAUCUUCAGGAUUCACACUGGACGACCCGCAGACACACGCCAACCGCAUCUACAGAAUGAUCAAGCUUGGUCUUGGCAUUGACGACGAUGACUCCGCAGUGGAGGACAUCAUCCAGCCUGCCGAUGAAGACAUGCCAGUCUUGGAAGGCGACGAGGACACAUCAAGAAUGGAGGAAGUCGACUAAAAAAAAAAUGACACUCGUGUCUCUUUCCUGCUUUGUUAAUUUUUAUUUUUGUAAGAUAUGUUGCGUCUUCAAACUGACAUUGCAUCCUCACACACCUCGAGGAGUAUUAACGAGUCAAUAGGAGUUAAUCCGUGGAAUUAUGGAGGCCACAGUGUGGUUCAGUCCUCAUUUUAUCAGUUGCUUACAUAUGGAACUACUGGCAGCCAUUAAGAGUCAUAAAAAGUCACUGUGGAUUUUACUUAUGUCUCUUUUUGUUACAGGCACAUUUUUU